AUGAAGCUGGUGACUGAUUGUGUAUUGAAGUUGUUGCUCCUCCACACCUUUCCUCCUCCUCAGUACCCUCCCCUCAACUGCUCAACUGUGAACUCCUUCACAACUAUCCCUCCUCCUCUUAUUUCUCCCCUCAGCAGCACAGCAGCAGACUACCCCGCCACUAUCCCUCCUCCUCUAGUUUCUCCACUCAGCGGCGCAGCAGCAGACUACUUCGCCACUAUCCCUCCUCCUCUUGUUUCUCCCCUCAGUGGCGCAGCAGCAGACUUCUCCGCCACUAUCCCUCCUCCUCUAGUUUCUCCCCUCAGCGGCGCAGCAGCAGACUACUCCGCCACUAUCCCUCCUCCUCUAGUUUCUCCCCUCAGUGGCGCAGCAGCAGACUACUCCGCCACUAUCCCUCCUCCUCUAGUUUCUCCCCUCAGCGGCACAGCAGCGGACUACUCCGCCACUAUCCCUCCUCCUCUAGUUUCUCCCCUCAGCGGCACAGCAGCGGACUCCUUCGCCCUUAUUCCUCCGCCUCUUAUACCUCUCCCCUCAUCUGCUCUGCAGCUCGCAGUCAACUUCCCCAGUUGGCUGAACUGUCUCGAGCGCACGCUGUCUGGCACCCUCGUGAGUGGCUUUAACCUCUGGUUUGUCACUCAGCAGAGUGGUUCUUGUGCCAUUCCUAAACCUGCCUCUUCACCUACCUCUACCUCCUCUGACCCCUAUGCUGAUGGCCUUCGUGCUGCUAUCGCUGAAACUGAGCGGAUUGCGGCCACGGCCCAAGCCACUGCUGCUGCUGCUCCUGACAAUGCUGCAGCCCGUGACCUUGCUCGUGUCCUUGCUGAGUCCCUCGAGAGCACCCGCAAGCGCCUCACUGAGCACCUCGCUGUCCCCUCUCCUCGUUCUGCCUCUACUCCCUCUGCUUCUGCUCCAUCUCACUUUGACCUUCUCGCUGACUGGCAUGUUGCCAACGCACGUGCCUGCCAGGUCAUCCUUGCCUGCCUACCUCCAACCCUUCUCCCUCAGUGCUCGCACAUCCGCUAUGCCAAGGACCUUCUCGGCUAUCUUACCGAGCGCUUCCAGUCGCAGACUCCCAUCAGUGUCAUUGCCCUCUUACGCGAGCUUACCUCUCUUCGCCUUGCUGACUUCACCACCAUGGCGGACUACAUCGCUCGUGUGCAGACGCUGUCCUCCCAACUUGCCUCUCAAAAGUUUGAACUUUCCGAUCAUGUGUGCGGUGCCCUCCUCACAGGCCUCACUCCUGAAUAA
Messenger RNA from Closterium sp. NIES-65, 1248 nucleotides. NCBI's taxonomy places the organism in Eukaryota, Viridiplantae, Streptophyta, Zygnematophyceae, Desmidiales, Closteriaceae. The record is from the annotation of a GenBank genome assembly.